AUGCGAGACGUGCCGAUCCCGCUGAACGCGCCGUGGGAGACGCACACGGUGAAGCGGAACAUUGCCCCGCUAAAGUUCUAUUAUGACAUGCAAUGCGAAGCGGCAAAAGUUGAUUCGUGGUAUGGGCCAUGUUGGGAACCGUGUCUCUCGAUGGUGUCGCUCACGUGGAACAACAUUUCUGCCCCAUCGGUGGACCCCUCGCCGGUGCUUCCAUUUUGGGACAAAAUGCGCUACCUUCUCCACGGCCGGUUCAGCAUGCUGUGUAAAGAGGUGCGUACUACCAUGCUGGCCUCCCCAGACCCAUACAAUUCCACGGAGACUGUCGAGUGGUGCUGGGAGAAUUUUGGGCUCGAUUGGCUCAUUGGCGAAAUCCGGAUCCGGUCCUGUUUGAGCAUCUACGUCCGCACCGCCUCAAAAUACGACGAUUCUAGGAUUCUGUAUUUGCCGCAGGUCCGCUGGCGCAUCACUCUGGAUUGGGUAUGCCUCGGCGAUCCGCACGAUCACCACGCGGCCACCCCGUGCUCACCGAGUCGACUCCCCCAUUGCGCUACGGAGCACGACUCCUACCGGGCAUUCCGCUCGAAAUGCCUCGACCUGUCCUUUUGCUUUGACGUCGACGCGGCUGAUGCGUAUGGGGACCCGAAAGAAGCGCAUAGCUCCAAACGACCCCAUAUGCUUCUCUAUGCCAACACUUUUCGAUGCUUCGAGUUUUUGAUGAACACGCUCACCCUGACAAAUCGCCCCGUCAAAAAGGGCCCACUGUUCGGAUCGCCGAGCAGAUCGAAGCCGCAGCUCAGCAAGCAUUUCCGG
Mesorhabditis spiculigera is the source of this 810-nucleotide messenger RNA. The record is from the annotation of a GenBank genome assembly. Lineage: Eukaryota; Metazoa; Nematoda; Chromadorea; Rhabditida; Rhabditidae.